Gracilinanus agilis (Agile Gracile Mouse Opossum) is the source of this 852-nucleotide messenger RNA. Its product is annotated as leukocyte immunoglobulin-like receptor subfamily A member 6. The coding region runs from base 1 to 852 and encodes 283 amino acids. The record is from RefSeq and is a predicted model, not a curated record. NCBI's taxonomy places the organism in Eukaryota, Metazoa, Chordata, Mammalia, Didelphimorphia, Didelphidae. The transcript is spliced from 6 exons.
AUGACCCUCAGAUGCAGGGGAUCACAGGAAGCUGAUCUGUACCGUCUGGAGCAAAAGCUAGGAAAUGCCAGGUCUGAUGUCAAGGAUAUGACAGUAUUUGGAAUGGAGGCCAAAUUUUCCUUUCCUUUUGUGUCAUGGAACCAUGCAGGGACCUACUACUGCCACUACAGACACUCAUUGGGCUGGUCAGAGCCCAGUGACCCCCUGGAGCUGGUGGUGACAGAAGUUUAUAAAGAACCUUCCCUGGCAGCCCUGCCCAGCUCUGAGGUGGCCUCAGGACAGUAUGUGAUCCUGCAGUGUCAGUCACAGCGAUGGUUUGACUGGUGCGCCCUGUACAAGGAUGGAGAAGAGAUCAGCCGUGGCAGGACCCGGAGCCAUGAAGGAGGGCGUCAGGCUGACUUCUUCUUCCCUGUUGUGAAUUCUACCCACGAUGGCACUUACCGAUGCUACAGCUUUCGAAGUUCUUCCCCUAAUGCAUGGUCCUCCCCCAGCGCCCCCCUGGUGCUCAGGGUCACAGGGACCUCUUCUCCAAGCCCUGAAUCUGAGAACAGGCUCUCACAUGUUGCUGUCCUGGAUUACACUAUGGGCAACCUGGUCCGCCUCAUCUCAGCUGGAUUGAUCAUCAUCCUCCUGGUGGUCCUGCUAGCUGAGCACUGGAAAAGCUCCAGGGAGUCCUUGUCUGAGCACUCUGGCCAAACAAGCCCUCAAGAUAGUGAGCUGAAGAAAGCUGUCCCUGAGCAACAGAAACCCAUGAUGAAGAAAGGCCUCUAUACCCCGCCCUCCCUGGCAGCCCUGCCCAGCUCUGAGGUGGCCCCAGGACAGAACGUGACCCUGCAGUGUGGGUCAGAGUGA